Messenger RNA from Morchella importuna, 834 nucleotides. RefSeq lists its product as uncharacterized. The transcript has a single exon. Bases 1 to 834 code for a protein of 277 amino acids. The record is from RefSeq and is a predicted model, not a curated record. NCBI's taxonomy places the organism in Eukaryota, Fungi, Ascomycota, Pezizomycetes, Pezizales, Morchellaceae.
AUGGACAGGCGCAGCAGAGCCCGCGCCAGUGCCGGCAUCUCCACCACCACCAGCGCACCAUCAUCAUCAUCACCACCAGCAGGCUCAGCACGAAAGCGCCCAGCACCACCAUCAACAGAGCUCUCGAGCGCCAAAAAGCGCAAACCCCCCACCACCACCUCUUCAUCCACCUCCUCCUCCACAGCAGCCGCAACACCAUCCUCAAAGCGCCACCCAACCGCUCCAACCCCAUCAUCAAAGCGCCAAUCCACCGCCACCAAACCGCCACCCACCACCACUGCAGCAGCGCCAGAAAGCAGUCAUGUGCGCCUGCACAUCGUGUACAACUUCGGGCAUGUGACGACCCACGAUGUGCCUUUGCGCACACGGCUGACGGAGCUGUUUGCGCUGCACCAUGCGGCGGGGGGGCGUGCGCCAGGGCGCGGGGUGGUGCUGCGGCAGACGGGGGGUGAGGUUGUGGUUGGUGGUGGCAGGUACUGGGUUGUGGGUGACAGGGGGGAGGGGAGAAAGACGGUGGGGUGGGAGUGGGGGAGGUUUGGCGAGGGGGUAAGGGUUGGUGAUGCCGGGUGGGGGUUGGUGGGGGGAGUGGGAUGGGUGGCGUGUGUUAAGGUUGUGGGGAGGGGGAAGGGGGGGGAGGAAAGUGAAGGGGAGAGUGAGGGGGAGGACGGGGAUGGGGAUGGGGGGGAGGAGGAGGAGGAAAAGGAGGAUGGGGAGGACGAACAAACCGACGAGACUGGCGGAAAUGGUGACGAGGAAGAUGGGGAGGAUAAUGACGAAGAUGAUGAAGAAGAGGCCGAGUCGGACGACAGCGACGAGUUUGACGACGAAGAAUAG